AAUUGCUGGGGCUUGUUUUGCAGUCGUUUGUUCAUUGAUGUGUAAAAAAUGGUAUCUUGCUAAACCUUUCACUCUUUUAACCCAGCUCUUCUCUCAUACCUGUUUCACUUGAUAGGUAGCGUUUAAAAUGUACUUGGGUAUCACACCAAGCAUCACAAACUGGAGUCCAGCAGGCGAUGAAUUCUCCCUUAUCCUGGAAAACAAUCCACUGGUGGAUUUUGUGGAAUUACCAGACAACCAUUCCUCUCUUAUUUACUCUAACCUCUUAUGUGGAGUGCUACGGGGAGCCCUGGAAAUGGUACAGAUGGCUGUGGAUGUCAGAUUUCUUCUGGACACCUUGAAAGGGGAUGGAGUCACAGAAAUAAGGAUGAAGUUUAUCAGGCGGAUCGAAGACAACCUCCCAGUUGGAGAGGAGUGAGUCUUGAGCAGCCUUCACACUGGACUGGAAGAGAUGAAGUCACUGAGCUGGAGCUUCAUUCACAUAUAGUACCCUAUGUACUUUGAGACACUGACUGUUUAAGACGUCAAUUCAUUUGAAAUAGUCUGUUUUAUUUCCACAGAUUUCUAUCAAAAGCUUUUGUAGGAUGCAGAACUCUUUUCACAUUCAUCAGAAACACAAGGCACCCUUUCCUUGUUACCAUGCUUAGCUCCAUGCAAAAAUACAGGAUAUUAAAACUCUAAUUUUGAACAUCGGAAUAAUUCCAGAUGCCACUUUUGUUCUACAGUAAGUGAAGAAUUCCAGCAUUAUGUCCUCUGUUUAUGUUGGUCAGUUUUCCUUCAUGGGGAAGCCAUUCCUGAUAGCACAGAACGUGUUCUAUGAUUUGAAAGAAUUGAGAGCUCAACAAAACAAUUAAAAAUUCAUGUUGAAACAAGAGCUGGAUCCAUUUUGACAGUCCUGAAGGAAGUGUGUCAUUGAAACUCAACAGAAUCCCGGUUGGUUGGGCAUUCCCACUUUCAUCUUCGUCUUCCUAGUUGGUUGGCCAAAAUAGCUUUAAUGAACCAAUGAUGUAGGGGCUCAAGUUUCAAAUGUUUAUGUAAUGUUAGAAAAAUUAUAUUCAUUCUGAGGGCCUCUUCUUUACCAGACAUUUGAUUUCGGUAACUAAUUGAAGAGUUGUUCACACUAGCUGUUUUCUAAAAGUUUUAGGCAAGUGCGUUUCAAAAAUGUUGCUGUCGGGCAUCCGUGCUGAGAGGAUAGAGAUGGUAGUAGCAUGUUUCAUGUGCAUUCAAGUUUUUCUUAAGAAAAAGGGCUCAAGAUUGCAGACCGAAGGGUAUAAACAGCCUUGCAUGGUAGGUUGAUCAGUGUAUCAAAUGCUGGAUGAUUGAAAGGAAUUUGAAUAUCUUAGGAGAGCUUAACAGUGAAUAUUCACUGAGUUUGUCAUUGUGUGUAUUUUAUGAGGUUCUAAGCUUCCUAUUGGGCAAAACAGCCAUUGUUAGGUUUUGUGAACAAAUCUGUACUAAAUUGCGGAAAUCCCUUGAAUUGAGGAUCCCAUGGAGAAUAUGCAUUAAACAUGGAAAUGCCUGGCACACUUGAAGAGGCACAAGAGGCUUCCAGUGAUCUCUGUCUUCUUAAAGCAUAGUGGAAUCCAUUAUCCCAUGCUGAUGUUGGUGAAAAGAUUGCAGUACUUCAUUCGUUAGAGAAAUUAAUUGGUGGUUGGGAGGCUUAAUGUUUUAUUUAUGUGGGCAUCAAAUGCAUUGUAUUUUAAAAGUUGGCAAAGGGAGCCAUAAUUAUUCAAUGAUUUGGUCUUGUAAAUAAUGCUCUGGAUAAUAUGUGCAGCAGGAGAAUGAAAUGGCUUACCUAAUUGCAAGAAGAUGAAAACCAAACAGUUGAUUUCUCAAGACAGCGGGGCCAUUUUUAAGGGUAUCUUGGUCAUAUUUUCCCAGCGCUCUUCUAUAAUUUUUCUCAGUGCAGAAGUAUAGAGGCAAUAUUUUUUUGCAUCAUGAAAAAUAAAAAUUUGAGCAUUCCUGUUUCGGACUAAUUCAUUCUGACUGUCGGAGUAUUCUAGCCCUGAGAAAACCAUUUUUGUUCCUUCUGUAAUUUGUGAUAGUUUUAAAAAAAUACGCUGAUCUACAGCUGAUUGGUAAAUAUUUAUUAGAAGCAAUUUACACCGUUUUAUUUGUAUAUAUGGGGUAUGGCUUAUGUGUUCCAUUUUUGAAGGUAUUGUUUUGAAGCUCUUAUAUUAAAGACAUUCUUAAGGUGUAUGGCAGCAGAUUCAUAGUAAAUUUUAUUAAAUUUUAUCCUACUUUCCCCUAA
This is a messenger RNA of Notechis scutatus (mainland tiger snake), 2251 nucleotides long. The record is from RefSeq and is a predicted model, not a curated record. Lineage: Eukaryota; Metazoa; Chordata; Lepidosauria; Squamata; Elapidae.